AUAAAAGGAUGUAAGAAAAAAAUUUAACAAUGUGAAAAUAGUGGAUCCCUUAACUUAAUUCACACGUCAAAAUGUAAUUGCAAUCUUGAUGGUCUAGAAGCGAAUGAAUGAUCUGGUUCCCGCUAAAACCCAGCAUCACUCAUGUCAGUCGCCAACACCAACUCCCUUCGUCUCCAGCAAACCCUAGAUUCAUGCUCUCAAUCAAUCGCUAAUGGGGACUUCAAGAAAUCAGAGGAGUCUAUAUCGAUACUUGUUCAGUUUCUUGAUUCUGUCUCAUCUGGGACGAAUGAAUCAGAAGAAUCGGCGUUUGAAGUGGUUUCAUGGAUGUAUCACUACUUGAUUUCACCUUCACUUGACCAGGCUGUUAUAGAUGCAUUAGCAUUUGAGCUGCCAAAGGCUGUAGCCAAAUUGGGUUGUGCAUCUACAAGGUGUUUUGAGAAUGCUGAAAGGAUCAUUCAUCAUUUCGUCAAUAGUUGCAGCCCACGCGAUAUGGUUUCCAUUCUUUGUGAGGCAAUGACUUCUUCAAGUGAUGGAUUUGACAAUCCUUCCUACUUUACACCUCUUUUAGGAGCUCUUGCAAAAGCUUUCGAGGCCCUCCAGAGAAGACCAUUUGAGCAAGUCAAAGCAGCCCUUCCUGUUGUCAUUAAGGUUUUAGAGGCCGUCUUAUCAAAUCCAGAAGAAGCAAACGAUACAAACUCUGUAGAUUUGCUCAAUAAAUCAAUUUUAAUCGCGCAUUCGCUUAACACAAUCUGCAUAAAACUAGAUGGCAAAGACAAGAAGCUCAUUGCUUUAUUUGGCUUAUAUGUUCUGCAAAUCACAGUUCUUAUUUCAAAUAGCGUGGGAGCGCAGGCUUCCAUAUAUUUUCCCAUGAUGUUACAAUUCUCAAACCUCCUUAGCUACUUUGGGUUUACGUAUCUUGGUCUAAUAACUGGACAUGAAGUGGACACGACUGUUGACCUUCUUUCUCAAGGUGAUGAAGAUGACUAUAUGAGUUGUUUUUCACACGUCAGAUGCGGUGCUGCCCUUACAGUACUUUGGGGAGACCUUUCUACAAAGCAAGAUCUGAAAGCAGUAAAAGACGAACUGUCUAAAUAUCAAUCAAAAAGGUGGGAAGCAGUUGGCAUGUUGAAGCACAUAUUUACUUCCACUAAACUUCCAUGGGAGCUCAAGAAACAUGCCAUUGACUUUUUGUUUUGUAUUAUGGAAAGCGUUGACCUUCAGAAGGAUCAUGAUGCAUCCUUGGACUAUUCAGUAUACACACCUAGUCUCUAUGCUUCUUUGCAGGCAAUUCAACUGGUGAUUGUAUAUGCUUCAGAUCCACUGUUACGGAAGAAAGCUUUUGAUACUUUCAAGAUGGUGCUUGCAGAUCUUCCAUCUUCUUUAAGAUUCGACAUUUUAAUGGCUUUAACAAGAAACAGUGAGUUAUCUUCAAUGAUUGCAAUUCUUCUAGGCUGUGUCAAAGAAGAAAUGCACAGGGAAUAUCCUCAAACGGUUUCAAAAGAAAAUGAAUCUGCCAAAGCAGAAAGUAACAGCUCAUCACCAUUCUGGACAGAUAAAGUUCUUGAUUUUGUGGAGUUUGUUCUAAGGCCACCACAUGGAGGACCACCUAUUCUUCCUGAAUUCACCGAUGCGGUAUUGUCUGCACUCAACCUCUAUAGGUUUAUAUUGAUCACUGAGUCAUCAGGGAAUACAAACUACAGUCAAGUGUUGUCAAAGAAUAAGUUGCAGAAGGUGUACAGGGAAUGGCUGGAACCUUUAAGAGCUUUGGUCUGUGGUGUUAGAGCUGAAAACCAGAAAGAUAACAAUGAACUGGCUUUUGACGCAUUAUGUGGUCUUAACCCUGUUGAAUUUGUUUUAUAUAGAUGUAUUGAACUCGUUGAAGAAAAUCUCAAGCGUGCUAGCUAGAUACGUUUGAUGAUACAUGAUCUGUUUUAACAUUCAUACUCAUGUAACAAUCAAAAUAUUUCCCUUCAUUUUUUUUCAUAAAUUUUUAUUCAGUCUUUUGAUUUCAUA
Messenger RNA from Helianthus annuus (common sunflower), 2013 nucleotides. Its product is annotated as aberrant root formation protein 4. Gene Ontology annotation, cellular component: cytoplasm. Gene Ontology annotation, molecular function: ubiquitin-protein transferase inhibitor activity. The record is from RefSeq and is a predicted model, not a curated record. The transcript is spliced from 14 exons. NCBI's taxonomy places the organism in Eukaryota, Viridiplantae, Streptophyta, Magnoliopsida, Asterales, Asteraceae. Bases 142 to 1905 code for a protein of 587 amino acids.